AUGGAUGGGACCAAGCCAGCCAUGGAGUCUAACGCGGAGGAGAACCAGGACGAGGGGCAAGAGAGCAAAGGAUGCUUCGAGUGCUGCAUCAAGUGUCUGGGUGGAGUGCCCUACGCCUCCCUGGUGGCCACCAUCCUCUGCUUCUCGGGCGUCGCGCUCUUUUGCGGGUGCGGUCACGUGGCGUUGACCGGCACGCUGACCAUGCUGGAGAACCAUUUCUCCAGGGUCACCAGCGACCACGCCACGCUCACCAUUGCUAUCCAGAUCCUUCAGUACAUCAUCUACGGCAUCGCCUCCUUCUUCUUCGUGUACGCCAUCGUCCUGCUGGCCGAGGGCUUCUACACCACCAGCGCCAUCAAGAAGGAGCUGCAGAGCGACUUCAAGACCACCGUCUGUGGACGCUGCAUCACCGCCUUCUUCAUGUUCCUGACCUACAUCUUGGCUCUGGCCUUCCUGGGAAUCUUCGGCUUCACGGCCAUUCCCGUCUUCCUCUUCUUCAACAUGUGGAACACCUGCGCUGCCAUGAGGUCCCCCGAUGCCAACAUCACCUUGCCCGACUCCAUCUGUGUGGACGUCAGGCAGUACGGUGUUAUCCCGUGGAACGCAACACCAGGGAAAGCCUGUGGCUCCACACUGGGAGAUAUUUGUAACACCAGCGAGUUCUACCUGUCCUAUCAUCUCUACAUUGUCGCGUUUGCCGGCGCCGGGGCCACUGUCAUCGCACUGAUCCACUACCUGAUGAUCCUGGGGGCGAACUGGGCCUACCUUAAGGGCGCUGUCAGCACGCACGAGUACCAAGACAUCAAGACCAAGGACGACCAGGAUUUAGAGGCCGAGGCGCGCUCCAAGGACGGCCAGAACUCCUCGUCCUACUCAUAA
This is a messenger RNA of Lampris incognitus (smalleye Pacific opah), 879 nucleotides long. RefSeq names its product neuronal membrane glycoprotein M6-b-like. The record is from RefSeq and is a predicted model, not a curated record. Gene Ontology annotation, molecular function: structural constituent of myelin sheath. Gene Ontology annotation, biological process: axon development; central nervous system myelination. Bases 1 to 879 code for a protein of 292 amino acids. The transcript has 7 exons. Gene Ontology annotation, cellular component: myelin sheath; plasma membrane. Lineage: Eukaryota; Metazoa; Chordata; Actinopteri; Lampriformes; Lampridae.